Molecule: messenger RNA, 1122 nt
Organism: Pteropus alecto (black flying fox)
Lineage: Eukaryota; Metazoa; Chordata; Mammalia; Chiroptera; Pteropodidae
Gene: TAAR5
Product: trace amine associated receptor 5
Exons: 1
Coding region: 36-1049 (337 amino acids)
Biological process (GO): cell surface receptor signaling pathway; G protein-coupled receptor signaling pathway
Cellular component (GO): membrane
Molecular function (GO): trace-amine receptor activity
Source: RefSeq, a predicted model, not a curated record
CCAGUUCCCAGAGAGAGGAAGAGUAGAAACCAUAAAUGAGUGCUGUCCUCAACCAAGGUGCUGAAGAAUACCCCCUGGCAUUCUGCUACCAGGUGAAUGGGUCUUGCCCCAGGACAGUCCAUCCUCUGGGUAUUCAGGUGACCAUCUACCUCGUCUGCGCAGUAGGCAUAAUUAUUAUAGUCCUAGGAAAUUUGUUUGUGGUGUUCACUGUUUCUUACUUCAGAGUACUUCACACUCCCACUAACUUCUUGCUGCUUUCUCUGGCCCUGGCUGACAUGCUUCUGGGUCUGUUGGUAUUGCCCCUCAGCACUGUUCGCUCAGUGGAGAGCUGCUGGUUUUUUGGAGACUUCCUCUGCCGCCUGCAUACUUACUUGGACACCCUCUUCUGCCUCAUCUCCAUCUUUCAUCUCUGUUUCAUUUCCAUUGACCGCCACUGUGCCAUCUGUGAGCCUCUGCUCUAUCCUUCCAAGUUCACAGUUAAAGUGGCUUUCAGGUUCAUCUUGGCAGGGUGGGGGAUGCCAGCAGGUUAUACUGCCUUCUUUAUCUACACAGAUGUAGUAGAGAGAGGGCUCAGCCAAUGGCUGGAAGAGAUGCCUUGUGUGGGCAGUUGCCAGCUGCUGUUCAAUAAAUUUUGGGGCUGGAUAAACUUCCCCGUGUUUUUUUUCCCCUGCUUCAUUAUGAUCAGCUUGUAUGUAAAGAUCUUCGUGGUUGCUUCCAGGCAGGCCCAGCAGAUCAGCUCCCUCAGCAAAAACCUGGCUGGGACUGCCAAGCGUGAAAGAAAAGCUGCCAAGACCCUGGGUAUCGCUGUGGGCAUAUACCUCUUGUGCUGGCUUCCCUUCACUAUCGACACACUGGUGGACAGCCUCCUUAAUUUUGUCACGCCACCCCUUGUCUUUGACAUCUUUAUCUGGUUUGCUUAUUUCAACUCAGCCUGUAACCCAAUCAUCUAUGUCUUUUCUUACCGGUGGUUCAGGAAGGCACUGACACUCAUUUUGAGUCGGGAGAUCUUUUCACCUCGGACACUCACCAUUGAUUUGUACCAAGAAUAACUCUUUUAACUGAAUUCAGGAAAGUGGGAGGCCUUUGCAGGAAGGAUGAGUGGUGCUGUAGCAGUGGGCUGUG